AUGUCGACCGAGCCAGCCUUCCUCCCGAGUCGCGACCUUCGCAAUCUGAAGACGCUCGACUUGACCUCAUCCGAAUGCAUCGAUAGCAUACACCGCAAUCUCGACAGUCUGGCUCAGCUGCUCGGCGCCAGCGGUGGCCAGAUCGUACAUGCGCCUCCGCAGAUCGUCCAGUCGGCCGAACAGCUGUGUGCAUCAUCCGAGCCUGCCGUCGAGCAUCCACCCAGGGAGAUUGAAUCCUUCGAGAGGACUUACGUCACUAGAUGGCUUUCCAGGCUCGUCUCCGAGUUCACCUUGACCUCUACCGACAAUGAGGCGGCCGCCUUACAAACAGAGCAACAGCUGCCGGACAAGUGUGCUGCGCUGCUUGCCAUAGCUGCCGGCAGAAUGGCCGCAGGUGCCUCGAUUCACAACCACGUCUUCCACCUCAACGACGGUCUACUUGAGGUUCAGCUCAGAGAUGGUGCGCUCGUUCACGACUCGCUCGGCACCCAUACCUGGGGAGCCGCUCCGAUACUCUCUCAGCUCCUUUUACCCCUCAAAGCGGACCCGAUUCGCGACUUUAAGCUACUCGAGCUUGGCGCCGGAACGGGUCUCGUUGGACUUGCCCUGGCAGCAUGGCUGCGCCGCACUCCAGGUGUGCGCCGUUCCCAGAUCUUCUGUACCGACUACCACCCUACCGUUCUCGAGAAUUUGGCGCAUAACAUCAUACUCAAUGGCUGGUCUAGCUCCGAAUCAAGUCUGCAGGAAGACAGAGAAGACCAUAAGACCGCCGUCUGCGUCACAGCCCGCUCUCUUGAUUGGCAAAGCGUACAUCAAGCGCUAAAUGGGCACACAUCUGGUCAAGCACAAGAAUUGACAUCACAAACCUUGCCUGACCAACACCUCUUUCCUGUAUCUGGCUCAAGCUGGGCUCAAAAAUUCGAUACAGAUGCCUAUUCAAACGCUUUCGAUACGCUCGUUGCUGCAGAUUGUGUGUAUGACCCUGUCCACCCCUUAUGGAUUUGUUCGGUAGCUAAGAAGCUCCUAAAGAAGCCACACGCCUCCUCUACUGACGAGCCACUGCUGCACGUGAUGGUCCCGCUGAGGCCGACGCAUCAGCAAGAGUUGCAGGCAGUUUACCAAGCUUUCCGAUCACAGCCAGGCUUGCCCGGUCCUCAGCUCAACAUUCUUUGCGAGAAAGAUUACCACGGCUACGAAAACUUUGGAGCGUGGAACGCAGUCGCCAGGUCCGACUCUGCGGCUCACAGUCAACCUGAGGGUGGUCUCGCAAGGACGUAUCGAUGGUUCCAGAUCGGCUGGCGCUAG
This is a messenger RNA of Mycosarcoma maydis (corn smut), 1305 nucleotides long. RefSeq lists its product as uncharacterized. The record is from RefSeq and is a predicted model, not a curated record. Bases 1 to 1305 code for a protein of 434 amino acids. The transcript is spliced from 2 exons. Lineage: Eukaryota; Fungi; Basidiomycota; Ustilaginomycetes; Ustilaginales.